CCCCAUCUCUCUCUCUCCUAUGUUACUUCUCCAUUAUUUGACAGUACCAUACCCCACUUUGGCAUGGCUCCGUGUCAGGUGCAUAUUCACACCAAACACCUCUUUUCUCGUCUCUCUCUAUAUACAGUCGCUUUCUCUCAAGAUUCGACCCACACCACAAGAAAGAAAGCAAUGGAUGGACUCUAGACACAGCUCACGGAAAUGGCUUCGAGCUCUUCUUCAUCCAACUCAUCCGAUUCACUCAACUGCUUGAAAUUCGGCCAGAAAAUCUACUUUGAGGAUGUGGGUAUCGGAGUUCCGGCCAAAUCCGGUAGUGGGUCGUCGUCAUCGGUUGCGCCACCGUUGACGCCGCCCAAGAAGGGGAGGAAUGGGGUUGUUCAUGGUGGACGGCCACCCAGGUGCCAGGUAGAAGGAUGUAAAGUGGAUCUGAGUGAUGCUAAAGCUUACUAUUUGAGGCACAAAGUCUGUGGUAUGCACUCAAAGUCACCUAAGGUCAUUGUUGGAGGCCUUGAGCAGAGGUUUUGCCAGCAGUGUAGCAGAUUCCAUCAGCUUCCUGAAUUUGACCAAGGAAAACGAAGUUGCCGCAGACGUCUAGCUGGCCAUAAUGAACGCCGGAGGAAGCCCCCACCUGGAUCUCUACUGUCCUCACACUACAGGCUUCUCUCUUCAUCUAUCUUUGAAAGCAACAACAGAGCUGGUGGGAGCUUUCUGAUGGACUUCACUGCAGGGAAGGACCCUUGGCCAACUACAAGAGCAUCUGAGAGUGUGUUGGGUAUUCAACCACCUUCCACAGGGAAGUUUAUUCCACAUCCACGGCAUAGCUGCUCAGAUAACCCUCCACUUGAUUUCUUUCUACCAGUUUCAGCAAGUGGGACUGACGAUCGUGGUUCCAGAAUUCCUUCAGGGGAAUGUUUUUCAGGAAUCUCAUCUGACUCCACCCGUGCUCUCUCUCUUCUGUCAAAUCAGCCCUGGGGCUCAAGAAACCGUCCAUCAAGUCCGGGGGUGGUUAACUUGCUGAAUGCUGAUGGAGCACCCAUGAAUCAGCAACCAACAGCUCUUCCUGGUGCUGCUGUCAAUCACUUUUCAAGCACUCCAUGGGGUUGCGAGAGUAAUAAAGCUAGCAGCAGUUUGCAAGAUGCGACUCCUGAUCUAGGGCUUGGUCGAAUUUCACAUCCUGCCAGUGCUCCGUAUUAUAAUCAGGUCGAUCUGGCUCGACAGAGUGUAAGGCAAUAUAUGGACUGGUCACUUUAAGCAUGUGUUUUUCUCUCUGAUUUGUGUGGCCACUUUAGUGACCUGAACUGUAAAUGCAUAUAUUCUGUCAGUCUCUGUUUGUGCUUCUGACGGGAUUAAUCUAGGAUUAGUAUCAGAUCUGUAUUUUGCUUUAACUUUGUCAAACUGACUAGCAGGGUCCUCCUGCCUUGUUCUAGCUACUUAGUAUUCAAGUGCUGUUUGUUUUGAAUCACUUGAUGGUAAGAAUGAAGAAGUCAUUUUGUGCAAA
Cornus florida is the source of this 1498-nucleotide messenger RNA. RefSeq names its product squamosa promoter-binding-like protein 9. The record is from RefSeq and is a predicted model, not a curated record. Gene Ontology annotation, cellular component: nucleus. Gene Ontology annotation, molecular function: DNA binding. Lineage: Eukaryota; Viridiplantae; Streptophyta; Magnoliopsida; Cornales; Cornaceae. The transcript has 3 exons. Bases 202 to 1251 code for a protein of 349 amino acids.